UGCUUUGUUCAGUUUGUUGAUUAGCGCGUGGUAAAGUUUACAGUCGGUGUCUUCGGUAUGUUUGAGCUGUCAGUUAUUUGUCGAUUUAUUGCCGUAUGUUAUUUGUAUUACCGCAUUUGAUGAGAUAAAGUUGUAAUGCUCCAAAUUUGAAAGAAAUCCGAGAGGGUCAGGUUGAGAGAUGUGUUGAAUUGACAUGGAAUGACCCAGUGGCAGCAAACACAUUAGUAGACAACCAAAUGCAAACACAAGAGAUUUAACCUGCCAGACUCACCUCUGUGGUAAUGAUGGAUGCAGGAAUUCAGAGUCAUCCCAAUUUUGAGAUGUUGGCCCAGAUAGGUAAUGGUGCAUACGGCACUGUUUACCGUGCACGUUCAGCAAGUGGGCAAAUUGUGGCUGUAAAGAAAGUCCGUGUGAACCUUUCUGCUGAUGGUAUACCUUUGUCUACACUUCGGGAAGUUGUUCUUUUGAAGGAAUUGGCUCAGUAUGAACAUCCGAAUAUAGUGAAACUACUGGAUGUCUGCACGGGUCAUAGAACAGAAACCGAUCUGUAUCUGUUUUUAGUGUUUGAACAUUUGGAGCAGGAUUUGUCUAAUUACAUUGAAAAGUGUCCCCGGUCUGGCAUGGGAGCAAGCUUGGUGAGAGACAUUAUGUUCCAGACUCUGAGUGGUGUUGAUUUUCUCCAUAGUAAGCGUGUAAUUCAUCGAGAUCUGAAACCUCAGAACAUCCUGAUUUCUUCUUCCGGAACAGUGAAGUUAGCAGACUUUGGGCUGGCUAAGACUUACGACUUUGAAAUGCUACUUACUUCUGUUGUUGUAACCAUAUGGUAUCGUGCUCCAGAGGUUCUUCUCAACUCAACAUAUGCUACACCGGUUGAUAUCUGGUCAUGUGGUUGUAUUAUGGCUGAAUUGUUUCUCCUGCAUCCUAUAUUUUGUGGAACAUCAGAAGUUGAUCAACUGGACAAGAUAUUCAGCAUCUUAGGAACACCUCCUGAAACAAGUUGGCCAGAGCAGACACCAUUACCUUGGUCUGUUUUCAAAAACUACACAGCUGCUGACCUGGAAGGGAUGAUGCCUGAUUGCUCCCCAGAUGGUCUGAAUCUUUUGCAGAAUUUGUUGAUGUUUGACCCUUGUCAGAGAAUCAGUGCUGCAAAAGCCUUAGCUCAUCCUUAUUUCAAGGAGCAUGGAUACAUUGCACGCUAGCAGAACUGUAUUUACUUGAAUUCUCAGAAGAAAGAGGAAUGUGCACAAGUACUUUGAGUUGAUAAAAGACUGCAAUAAAAUAAACAGUGUUGCUCACUCUAUCACACUGCAUUCCUGAAAAACUCAAUAUUGUGUAUGUAUAUGAAACAGAUGUUAGAACAUGUUCAUAUUCUGAAAACACAUAUGAUACGUUUUAGAUAUGGGCAUAUUUUCAGUCCAUAAAUGUUGAAGAGUGAUUGAAAUUAUACAUGAUAGUUAAAAGGCAUUGUAAUGAGGUUUUUAUUAAAUUUUCAUUCACUUAAAAAGUGCCACUGCUCACAACUUUUGUAAUAUCAAAAGAAAAUGCAGAUUAUAAUCUCAAGAGUAAGUCAGGAACUGUGUCAAGUCAGUUAAUGGUCCAAUUACAUACAUUUUUUAAUAAUUGUCAGAAUGUGUAGAAUUAGAAACCAGUAUGUAUUCUUGUGGACUGUACCAUCUCAGUAGUAUUGGCAUUUGUAUUUUGAGCUUUAAUGGUGAGUCCAAGAAUGUUUCAGCUUUCAACUUGAAUGUUGAAUUUGAGAGAUGUUUGCGUGUUUUUAAAUUAGUUUAAGUACUGAGUUACAGCCACCAUUUUGUAUCUCAAUUUUUGAUCAAGGUAAUGUGUGCUGUGUGCCUUGCAACAGAGUGAUGAGAUUUUCAUUUUCUUUGAAAUGCUAAAGAAAAUGGAAUGUGUGUUUUAAAUUCAUUGGAGCUUUUACAUCAAGAGUAUAUAUUUGUUGUGAUGUUACAGAGUAUCCCAUGAAGUUGUACACAGUAAUGUAUAUUAUUGGUACUCAACAAAUGGGCAUUCUCACAUUCAUGUUAUUAGUACAGAAGCCCCACCCCUCCUCUACCCCAUGAAAAAUGAGUGGUCGUAGGGCAAUGAAUCUUUGUGGAAACAUUUGUAAGGGCUUGUGGAAGGAAAAUAAUAAAUAAACCUGUGGAAGAAACUCAUUCUUAUUUGCAGAUGAGAGGCUUCAAAUCUGGUGAUCUUGUUGGUUACACGGUUUGGAACAAAUAGCCAAUGGCUCUGUUUUCUUCAAAUGUAUUACAGACUAAGGGAGUGACCUCACAAGCAGUGUGAGUUGGAGUUCCAUAGUGCAUUGAAACAUGUGAGGCCAAAGCACUUACCUCCCACUUGCUGAUAAGCAUAUCACAGUACAUGUGCUGUUCAGACUGCAUGUCUUUGGUCCUUUGGGAGUUACUUAAAGAAAAAUGGAGCAGUCAUGAACUGUACAGUGAAGCCACACCACACAGCGAUGCAUUCAGUAUGCAGGGCAACUUCAAAAAUGUUCGUGGACAAUGACAGUCCCCAAAUUUGAGUGUGUUCACUGUCCCAUUGAGUGUAAUGUGUGUUUCACCACUCCGCAAAGUGUUCAAAGGCCACAGGUCAUCAACUUUAACCUUUGCAAGAAACAUAGGAACAAAAUCUACUUGAAUGUCUGCAUCACAUGGCAAAAGUUUGUGAAUAAUGUGAGGUUUGUACAGAUACCAUUUCACAAUUGAUCACAGCACUUUUUGAAUGAUGGAGCAUGCAAUGUUCAGGUGAUAAGCAUUCUCAGCUUUGGCAACAGUAACUUUUGUCAACAAUUUGUACUGCAAUUGGCAGACACUUCUCCAGUGAGCUAACCGAAUCAUUUGCCGAUCAUUCCAAACUGUGUAACCACCUAGAUCACCAGAUUUGAACCCUCUCAAUUGGAAAUCAAAAUGUGUUACUUUCAGUGAUUUAUUUGUUAUUUCACUUCCAUGUGUUCACACAAUUUUUUCCAUAAUGUUUCAUUGUCCCACAAUCACUUGUUUUUCAUGUGGCCCUAUUAAGUAGCAAAAGUUUAAUUAUAGUGCCCCUGUAUUUAUUAUAAAAAUGUGUGAGCUAUUCUUGCAUAAUAUAGAGCUACAUAUUAGUCAUCUGGGGAGUAGCAAAUAUUAUAGACUUAAUAAAAAAAUUACAUUGUUUUGAUAUUGUUAAUAUUCAGUUUUCAUAUGUGUUGAAAAUUAGCAUCUCAACAAUGAUUAAUUUUAAGUUUGUAGUACUAUAAAAUCUUUGGAUAAACCUCAGAGCUGUGAAUGAUGUGCCUUUGUUUAAUAGUCUGUUCAUUGGAUGAUGUGCAGAAACCAGUUAAUACAGACGCUGGUACUAGAUGUUUGUACUCAGUGUCCACAAAAUGUAUUAAAUUUUAAUAUUGUUAUAACAUUUGAAAAACAUGACCUAUUUCUUGUA
Molecule: messenger RNA, 3435 nt
Organism: Schistocerca gregaria
Lineage: Eukaryota; Metazoa; Arthropoda; Insecta; Orthoptera; Acrididae
Gene: Cdk4
Product: cyclin-dependent kinase 6
Exons: 3
Coding region: 282-1199 (305 amino acids)
Biological process (GO): regulation of G2/M transition of mitotic cell cycle; regulation of gene expression; G1/S transition of mitotic cell cycle
Cellular component (GO): nucleus; cytoplasm; cyclin-dependent protein kinase holoenzyme complex
Molecular function (GO): cyclin-dependent protein serine/threonine kinase activity; ATP binding; cyclin binding
Source: RefSeq, a predicted model, not a curated record